ACCUCGAGCUUCUAAAAGUGUGAAGGCGGCGACGGGUGGGCCUUGUCAGUGUUGGUUGGAGCGGGACGGCGAAAGCUGCCGAGCUUUAAAUUCGUCGGAGUUCGCGGUAAAUGUAUGGCUCCUCAAGGUGUUUAAAAUAAUGGAAACAAAAAGUAUGAUUGGUAAGCCCCUCCAGCCAGCAAGACCUGCACGCCAUCUCUCUUCCCAUGUAUCAGCAACCACAUUCACUUUCCAGACUAAGUUUCCAUGCAACCCUUCUGUAUGUUUGCAUAAUGAAAUUAGUUCGAUGUGCAAGUCUAAUGGAAUGCUGGUUUUAAAUGACAGUCUGAUUCCUACACUGUCAGAGCAGCAUAAACCUGAAGUCACAAAAGAGAGAAUAACAUAUAGUAGAGAUUUCCUCUUGAAGCUUUCAAAGGUUUCACUUGCCCAAAAGAAACCAGAAUUUCUUCCCGAUCAUCCCAUUGUACUUGAAAAACCAGUAAGUGUUUGA
Molecule: messenger RNA, 490 nt
Organism: Zootoca vivipara (common lizard)
Lineage: Eukaryota; Metazoa; Chordata; Lepidosauria; Squamata; Lacertidae
Gene: C8H8orf88
Product: chromosome 8 C8orf88 homolog
Source: RefSeq, a predicted model, not a curated record